Molecule: messenger RNA, 861 nt
Organism: Plasmodium reichenowi
Lineage: Eukaryota; Apicomplexa; Aconoidasida; Haemosporida; Plasmodiidae
Product: succinyl-CoA synthetase alpha subunit, putative
Exons: 1
Biological process (GO): tricarboxylic acid cycle
Cellular component (GO): succinate-CoA ligase complex (ADP-forming); mitochondrion
Molecular function (GO): succinate-CoA ligase (GDP-forming) activity; succinate-CoA ligase (ADP-forming) activity
Source: RefSeq, a predicted model, not a curated record
GGUACUUUCCAUACAACCGAAGCCUUAAAGUAUGGAACAAAAAUGGUAGGUGGAGUAAACCCGAGGAAGAAGGGCACAACAUGGACCAGUUAUGAUAAUAAAUACACCUUACCUGUUUUUGGUACAAUUCUUGAAGCAAAAGAAAACACGAAUUGUUAUGCAUCCGUUUUAUAUGUCCCCCCAGAGCAUGCAAAGAGUGCAAUGAUUGAAUCAAUUGAAGCUGAAAUUCCAUUAAUUGUAUGUAUAACUGAAGGAAUAUGCCAGCAUGAUAUGCUUGAAGUAAAAUCUUGUUUAAAAAUGUCAAAGAAGACCACUUUGAUUGGUCCCAAUUGUCCUGGAAUCAUAAAACCGGGUGAAUGCAAAAUCGGCAUAAUGCCAUCACAUAUUCAUAAAAAAGGGUGUGUUGGUAUAGUAAGUCGAAGUGGUACCUUAACAUAUGAAGGAGUUAAUCAAACAACUAAAGUUGGUUUAGGUCAAUCAACAUGUAUAGGUAUAGGUGGGGAUCCAUUUCAUGGUACGAAUUUUAUAGACUGCAUUAAAUUGUUUUUAGAAGAUGACCAAACACAAUGUAUUUUAUUAAUUGGAGAGAUUGGUGGAGAUUCGGAAGAACAAGUAGCUCAAUGGUUAAUACAAAAUAAUGUAGAUAAUGGUAAAAGGAAAAAAAAACCUGUUUUCGCAUUUAUUGCUGGUAAAUGUGCACCACCAGGAAAAAGGAUGGGACAUGCUGGUGCUUUAAUUAGUGGUGGCAAAGGAACAGCAGAUGGAAAAAUAGAGGCCUUACAAAAUGCAGGUGUUCAUGUUAUAUUAAAUCCCACAAAGAUGGGUGAAGAUAUAUAUGCAGUCAUGCAAACAUUGAAAUGA